Molecule: messenger RNA, 3399 nt
Organism: Erythranthe guttata (spotted monkey flower)
Lineage: Eukaryota; Viridiplantae; Streptophyta; Magnoliopsida; Lamiales; Phrymaceae
Product: putative disease resistance RPP13-like protein 3
Biological process (GO): defense response to other organism
Molecular function (GO): ADP binding
Source: RefSeq, a predicted model, not a curated record
AUCAAUUGAGCUCGACUUCGCGAAACAGUCAAGUUUGACGGUGGCGAAGUGUCAUUACUCAGUUGACAGUUCACACUUCAAAAUUCGACCCAUUCCACAAUAUUCUCUCCCGCCUACAGAAUUGGGAUAUUUAUUUGUUCGUUCCCCCAAUCACGAGUUGACUCUGAGUCUUCGCAAGUUCAUCCGAGAUCUGAAAAAAAUGGCGGAGGCGGCGAUUACAUUCCUGCUGGAAAACUUGCAGAAGCUCCUCUCCGACCACGUCCACCUCAUCUCCGGCGCCGAAGGAGAGCUGAAGCAGCUGCAGAACGAGCUCGAUUUGAUGAAAGCAUUCCUCGUCCAAUCGGCCAAUCGGCGCGAAAAGGGGGAACUUUUCCGGCAGUUCGAGACUCAGAUUAGGGACGUGGUUCACGAAGCGGAGGACACACUCGACACCUGCCUUGUGGAGGCCGCCGCCGGUAUGAAGAGGAAUUUCCUGUCCAGAAAUCUCAACCCUAAGGGUGCCAGCCUCGCCAAAAAGGUCAAGACACUCAGGGAGACUGAGGUCAAACCCAUCUUCGAGCGGGCCAAGAUCAACUUCGCCAACUUGCAAAUCGCCGAUCCAUCCGCCACCGGCGACGAAGACACCAAGGGUAAAGCGAAAAAGAUUCCCCUCCUGAGAGAAGACAACAUAGUAGGUUUUGAAGGCGAGGCCGACACACUAAUCAGCUAUCUCAAUGAAGAAUCGGAGGAACUUGAAGUUAUCUCCAUUAUCGGCAUGCCUGGCCUCGGAAAGACAACCCUAGCAUGGAAAAUAUACAAAGAUUCAAGAGUUCAAUUCGAAUUCCCGACCAUGAUUUGGGUUUACGUUUCUCAAGAAUUCAACAGGAGGGAUGUCUUUCUCACUAUUCUGAAAAAGUUCACCCAAGUAGACAUGUCCAGCAAGACCGAUAACGAGCUGGCGUGUUUGGUUCGAUCCUAUCUGGAGAAAUCGAAAUUCAUUUUGUUCAUGGAUGAUGUGUGGACUACCGAAGAUUGGAAAAAUAUCGAAGCGGCCUUGCCCAAGGGUAACAAAUUGGGGAAAGUUCUAAUCACAAGUCGGCACGAAAGAGUGGCCGUCCACGCGAAUCGGAAACGGGAGCCCCACCAGCUUCGUUUCUUGGAUUCGACCGAGAGUUGGGAGCUUCUUCAGCUAGAGGUAUUUCGUAAUCUCGAUGAUUGCCCUCAAGACUUUAAAACUCUUGGGAAAGACAUAGCCAGGCAAUGUGGUGGGGUGCCUCUGGCAAUAGUAGUGAUAGGAGGGAUGCUUGUGGAAAGCUUCUCACCGCAAGGAGGUAGCGCGAUGAAAAGUGAAUGGGAAAAGAUAUCGGCUAGCGUGAAUUCGUAUCUCGCGGAUGACAAGGAGAAGCGCACGGAAAAUAUUAUCGCGUUGAGUUACAAACAAAUGUCUCACGACUUGAGAGACUGCUUCCUUUAUUUGGGAGUAUUUCCGGAAGAUACCGAGAUCCAUGCCUGGAAGUUGAUCCGCUUGUGGAUUGCAGAAGGAUUCAUUAAACAUAAGCCACCGAAGAGCUUGGAGGAAGUGGCGGAGGACAAUUUGAAAGAUCUUAUAAACUUGAACUUAGUCAUGGUUGAUAAAACAAAGGCCGAAGGUGGCAUUAAAGUGUGCCGUAUGCACGACAUGAUCCGCGAGUUCUGCAAAGCCGAGGCUGGAAUUAAAAAGCAGAAUUUGUUUCAAGAAGUGAAGAAAUCCAACAAUGUUUUCGACCCUCGUGUUUCCCAAAUACAAAAGCACCGCCGAAUUUGUAUCCAUUCGUACGUCCAAGACUUCCUCCGUGGAAGGCCAAAGGGCCCAAGAGUUCGUUCCUUUUUAUGUUUUUCAAAGGAAACCAUCACGUUGCCCUUAGAAUGCAUCCCAUCGAUACCCGAGGCGUUCGACUUGCUCAGGGUUUUAGAUGCGAACCCUAUAAAAUUCUUGAAAUUCCCCAUUAAGCUCACGCAGCUAAUUCAUUUGAGGUACAUUGCUUUGUCCGGCGACGAAUUCAAGUCUCUUCCCGAUGCCGUAUCCAAACUAUGGAAUCUGCAGACUAUCAGAAUCGACACAAUAUCGCGCACAUUUGAAAUCAAAGCAAAUAUAUGGAAGAUGAGGCAGUUGAGGCAUUUCAAGACGAAAGCAGCCAUUACUCUUAGCAGCGAAUUGAAAGGUGAAGCUGCAGAGAACCUUCAAUCGCUCAGUAGAUUAUCGACCCAAUGUUGCACCGAAGAAUUGUUCAACAAAACUCCGAACCUAAUAAACUUGGGGAUUCGCGGGGAUUUGGCCACUCUUUCCGAUAGCAGGUGCUUGAUAAAACUGAACCGUCUUCAAAAGUUGAAGCUAUUGUACGAUGUAUUUCCCGACGUAACUUCCGAGAACCCGUUGAGCCGCCUCGCUCAACCGGAUAGGUUCCCGCCAAAUUUGAAAAUCUUGGAAUUGUCGGCCACUCAUUUGAGUUGGAAGCAUAUGUCAACAUUGGGAAAGCUCGGUGCACUAAAGGUGCUCAAACUGAAAGACUUUGCAUUCGUCGGGAAAUUCUGGGAAGCUGGUGUCGAAGGCAAAUUUGCUUCUCUUGAAUUCCUUCUCAUUGCGCGUACGGAUCUCGAGUUUUGGACAGCCUCGAGUGAUUGUUUUCCCGGUCUGAAAUGUCUUGUCUUGAAAAACUGCGAGAGACUUGAAGAAAUUCCACUUCUGCUGCAUAAAAGCCUUCAGAUAUUGGACAUCGAACGUGUCAGCAAAACUGCAGCAGCCUCUGCACGGAAAAUCGAGGCGGAAAAAGAAUGUAUGCAUGGGCAGCAGCAUAGGGCUAAAAGGGGUGGUUUUAAGCUCAUAAUUGCUCCUGGAGACGAGCGAUAAAACCGCUCGAUCAAACUAUAAUAUCCUACAGCAGGUGCAUUUUUUGGGGGGAAAUAGAGGAAACUGUACAAGGUGUUGAAGCCAACUUAGAGGAAGUAAAAACAAAGCCGAUUAGCCUGCUAAAGCCGACGCUCAAAAUUCAGAACCUACAAAUGAUAUGGGUACGAAAACAUGCAAAGAUACAAGACGGUGAAGCAAUCGAUCUCUAGCAAAGGAGAAAAAGAACAAUCAUCGGAAAGUAUCGGAACUCAUAAUAGCCAGCCAUUCGAGAAGCGGAGGAUGAUGGAAAAAAAUAGCUACUGAAAGCUUUGUUGCUAUGAUUUAUUUUCUGUGUGUCACAUACUUCUUUUUAUGGGCUGUGUUGGAUUUUGUUUUAUGUGUCUUUUAUGUUUGCAGAGUUGGAUUGUCUUCUAUGUUUCUUUUUACAGUCACUUAGAUAUGUAAUAUAAAGACCCCAUUUUCUAUUUUCUCUUAGAACCUUACAAAAACUCCGGAGUAUCUCCAAGAAUUUAAUAUAAGGUGUUUUUGUGCAA